Molecule: messenger RNA, 1129 nt
Organism: Tripterygium wilfordii
Lineage: Eukaryota; Viridiplantae; Streptophyta; Magnoliopsida; Celastrales; Celastraceae
Product: peptidyl-prolyl cis-trans isomerase FKBP20-2, chloroplastic
Exons: 7
Coding region: 91-846 (251 amino acids)
Molecular function (GO): peptidyl-prolyl cis-trans isomerase activity
Source: RefSeq, a predicted model, not a curated record
ACUGAAAUUACUGGACUCGGGUGGAUAACGUACAACACACAUAGGAAAAAGAGUAGCGAGAAAACAACCCAUUACUGCUCCGCAGAAGCCAUGCUGAUUAUUCAAUCAAUACCAUGCCCUCUCUCGUUCUCGGCGCCUUGUAAAACCUUUCAAGCACAAUCCUUGUUAGGAAAUUUAUUUGCGCAAAAUAAGCAUAUAGUACGUUGCUACUCAAGUCAAAAGUCAAAAAAUGAUGAAUCACAGAAUGAAGAGAAAAUUAAGCGCAGGUUUGUACUUUUCUUGGUCUCAUCAAGUUUUUAUCCAGCUCUAUAUUCUUCUGCAAAGACAAAGGGUGAGAACCCAUACAACGAAAAGCGUUUGCUAGAGCAAAACAGACGCGUACAGAAAGACAAUAACGCACCUGAUGACUUUCCAAAUUUUAUUAGAGAAGGUUUUGAGGUUAAGGUGGUAGCCUCGGAGAAUUAUGUAAAGUGUGACUCGGGGCUUGUAUACCGAGAUUAUGAAGUUGGUAAAGGUGAUUGCCCAAAGGCUGGUCAGCAGGUGACUUUCCACUACACUGGCUAUAAUGAGUCAGGCCGUCGUAUUGACAGUACCUACUUACAAGGUUCUCCAGCCAAAAUCCGUUUGGGCAAUAAUGCAUUGGUUCCAGGGUUUGAAGAAGGUAUUCGAGACAUGAGACCUGGGGGGAAAAGAAGGAUCAUUAUUCCGCCAGAGCUUGGGCCACCGGUCGGACCUUCCACAUUUUUCAGCGCAAAACAGUUUGAAGUUUUUGAUGUUGAACUGCUCAGCAUUAAGGAUUGUGAAAGGAGAACCAUAGGCUUUUACUCUGAUGUUGUGUGCAACUGAGUGAGAAGGCUUUUGGUGUUUAUUACAAACUCUCCUCUUGGGCAACCUUCAUUCCCUCUUUUUCCUACCUCACUUAAUCGUUAUUCAGGAUAUUAUCGUAGCAACGGACACUUUUAUUCGCAAGUUCAAUGCUGUGCGCUUUAAGAUUUGCUUCAGCGCUGGAUGGCUCUACUCAAUUAGGUUGGCUUGAUUAGAACAGAACCCUCCCAAACCCUACCCUCUCCAACCACCGUAGGACAUUGAACAAAUGCAAAUUUAAUGCAUGAGACUUGAACUUGCGACC